Periconia digitata is the source of this 467-nucleotide messenger RNA. Lineage: Eukaryota; Fungi; Ascomycota; Dothideomycetes; Pleosporales; Periconiaceae. The record is from the annotation of a GenBank genome assembly.
AACCUUCUUUUCUAUGUAUUCAGUCAUGCUUACUCAAGCCAGCCCGUCUGCUCUGUGAAUCCAGGAUCAGGAUAGAGAAAGCAACCUUGGAAUGUAAGAAAACGGUUCAAGUACAAGUGUUCCAUUGGCGCUAUUCAAGCAACACUUUCGGAAGGAUGAUCCAUCUACAAAGUCUAUGUAUAGGUGGUUUUUUCAUCUCCAUCGUCCGCAUGCGCCCGCUGCUCAUUGGAAUUGAAUCACGCGAUCGGCAUCUGCCGCUUCGGCUUCUCACUCGCCAGACCCUAUUGCCCUGCCGCUGUGGCCGCCCGGCAUCACUCAUAUCACUAUUACUGUCCCAAUUAUCGGUCCUUUUUCAUGUGCGUCUUCUGCAAAUAUUUUUUCUUUUCCAAUCCAAAACACGAUUCCUGUUUACCGGCAUGAGCGUACAUCAAAAAGAGAGCAAGGUUCGAGAUUCCACCGCUGACUGA